GGGAGGGUCAUGACGCAGCGAGUUUCAGUCGUGACUUUUCUGGGGGCAUCGCGGCGUCCCCUUUUUUUGCCUUUAAAGUAAAACGUCGCCCCGACGCACCCCCCGCGUAUUUCGGGGGGCGGAGGCGGCGGGCCACGGCGCGAAGAGGGGCGGUGCUGACGCCGGCCGGUCACGUGGGCGUGUUGUGGGGGGGAGGGGCGCCGCCGCGCGGUCGGUUCCGGGCGGUUGGGAGCGCGCGAGCUAGCGAGCGAGAGGCAGCCGCGCCCGCCGCCGCCCCUGCUCUGUAUGCCGCUCUCUCCCGGCGCGGCCGCCGCCGAUCACAGCAGCAGGAGCCACCGCCGCCGCGGUUGAUGUGGUUGGGCCGGGGCUGAGGAGGCCGCCAAGAUGCCGCAGUCCAAGUCCCGGAAGAUCGCGAUCCUGGGCUACCGGUCUGUGGGUUCCUCAAGCCAGGACCUACGCACCUGUUGUGAGUGGUGUUAUAGUUCUGCAGGGCGCACAGGUGCAUCCCCAUGGGCACAUUUAAUUUAGGGAAAUCCUCAUUGACGAUUCAAUUUGUUGAAGGCCAAUUUGUGGACUCCUACGAUCCAACCAUAGAAAACACUUUUACAAAGUUGAUCACAGUAAAUGGACAAGAAUAUCAUCUUCAACUUGUAGACACAGCCGGGCAAGAUGAAUAUUCUAUCUUUCCUCAGACAUACUCCAUAGAUAUUAAUGGCUAUAUUCUUGUGUAUUCUGUUACAUCAAUCAAAAGUUUUGAAGUGAUUAAAGUUAUCCAUGGCAAAUUGUUGGAUAUGGUGGGGAAAGUACAAAUACCUAUUAUGUUGGUUGGGAAUAAGAAAGACCUGCAUAUGGAAAGGGUGAUCAGUUAUGAAGAAGGGAAAGCUUUGGCAGAAUCUUGGAAUGCAGCUUUUUUGGAAUCUUCUGCUAAAGAAAAUCAGACUGCUGUGGAUGUUUUUCGAAGGAUAAUUUUGGAGGCAGAAAAAAUGGACGGGGCAGCUUCACAAGGCAAGUCUUCAUGCUCGGUGAUGUGAUUCUGCUGCAAAGCCUGAGGACACUGGGAAUAUAUUCUACCUGAAGAAGCAAACUGCCCGUUCUCCUUGAAGAUAAACUAUGCUUCUUUUUUCUUCUGUUAACCUGAAAGAUAUCAUUUGGGUCAGAGCUCCCCUCCCUUCAGAUUAUGUUAACUCUGAGUCUGUCCAAAUGAGUUCACUUCCAUUUUCAAAUUUUAAGCAAUCAUAUUUUCAAUUUAUAUAUUGUAUUUCUUAAUAUUAUGACCAAGAAUUUUAUCGGCAUUAAUUUUUCAGUGUAGUUUGUUGUUUAAAAUAAUGUAAUCAUCAAAAUGAUGCAUAUUGUUACACUACUAUUAACUAGGCUUCAGUAUAUCAGUGUUUAUUUCAUUGUGUUAAAUGUAUACUUGUAAAUAAAAUAGCUGCAAACCUCAGUCCUUUGUGCUACUUGAUGUGGCUUUCAAAGAAGAGAAGCCUUGUCCUGAGUUUCUCACUUGGCUUCAGGAAGGCCCCAGGUUGGAUUCCAGAAACCAGUGAAGAUGUGGCCACAGGAGGAGGUGUGCUGAGGUGGCUGCUGACCGUGGACUCCCUGCGCAGUGGCCUGCAGAUGUUGGGGCUGGGUUACAGCUGAUUGAAGCUGAGUGGCCCUGGGGGGUCUGUGAGGGGAGUUCCUCCCCAGUGAUGAAAUUCUCUCCUUCCACCCUCAAAUCCCUAGACCUUGACUGAAAUGCUCCGUGGUCGGGAGCCUGGUCAAGGAGGAGGAGCUGCUGAGAGGCAUUGUUCGCCCUUGCUCAUAGCUUAGCUCGAUGUCCGUGUCAGACAGGAGAUGAUUGAGAACAGCCUUGCCUGUCACUGUCCUAGAACACCCUGGAGUUUAGUGUUCUGUGUCAGAGUCUUGGGAGCCUCCUUCAGACCCAGAUGACGGGCCUCCCUCUGUCCAAGGAGCAGCUGUAAAGGAGAAGAGGGAUUUCAUUUGUUUGGUGGCUGUUACCUUGUCUGUAAGUCAAACUUGGAGUUGAGCAGUGCUUUUUAAACGAUUCCCUUUUGCAGCUAAAAUUUCACAGGGCUAUUUCUAAUACGUAAGCAAAUGUUACCAUUGACUUUAUUAAUAAAAUAUAGUUUUGCUUUGCA
Homo sapiens (human) is the source of this 2138-nucleotide messenger RNA. It is a transcript of the gene RHEB, whose product is annotated as Ras homolog, mTORC1 binding. Gene Ontology annotation, cellular component: lysosomal membrane; endomembrane system; membrane. Lineage: Eukaryota; Metazoa; Chordata; Mammalia; Primates; Hominidae. The transcript has 9 exons. Bases 510 to 1031 code for a protein of 173 amino acids. The record is from RefSeq and is a predicted model, not a curated record. Gene Ontology annotation, biological process: signal transduction; positive regulation of TOR signaling; positive regulation of TORC1 signaling. Gene Ontology annotation, molecular function: GTPase activity; protein kinase binding; GTP binding.